AUCAGGACAGCCAUGCUGCAGCAGGUGGCCCUCGCUGUGGGGCUCAUCGUGCUGGGCACCCACGUCUGCAGCAGCACCUUUGUGGACAUCGAUAAGAACAUGCCGCCGUUCACCGUCUGCGUGGAGUUCGCCGUGUUCCAGUUCAACGAGCAGCAGGAGGAUGAGUUCGCCUACAAGUUCCUGCGUGUCCGGCGCAGUCAGCGCCAGGUGAGCACUUCCGUGCAGUCAGCACCCCUGAACAAGACUGCUUCCAGCUUCUCGGACCUGCCCUGUGUUCCCAUCCGGGGACUCCCCCGUUGGGACAGUACUGAUCUUACACUCAGAGACCCUGGUCCCACCGAGUUCCUGCCCCGUGGAGAGGGGACCACUCAGGACGUGCGCUGGCUGAUGCCGCUCAGGCGCAGGUGUGGGCAGAAGUUGACUUGGAUAUACUUAAUGGACGUGGAGAUGGGCCGCACGAUUUGUAAAAAACAUGACGAAGACAUUGACAAUUGUCCGUUGCAAGAAGGCGAAGGAGAGAAAAUGGUUCGAUGCACUUUUAUUGUGGACGCCAAACCUUGGAAUUUUCAGUACACCAUCCUGAAGAGCAACUGCACAAAAAACUAGGGGGAGGAAGCCCGGGCAUUUCCGGUGAAGAGGCUGUUUCCUCUGGAGCUGGCAGACUGUGGUCCUCGGUGUGUGGCCGGUGGAAUUAAAGCAUCUCAGCAC
Molecule: messenger RNA, 708 nt
Organism: Tupaia belangeri chinensis (Chinese tree shrew)
Lineage: Eukaryota; Metazoa; Chordata; Mammalia; Scandentia; Tupaiidae
Product: cystatin-12
Exons: 4
Coding region: 13-606 (197 amino acids)
Molecular function (GO): cysteine-type endopeptidase inhibitor activity
Source: RefSeq, a predicted model, not a curated record